AUGGGCCUUGUCCACAACUUCUCCGGUCUCAUGGCGGCGCGAUGGUUCCUUGGCUUGACUGAAGCUGGCCUGUUUCCGGGCGUCAAUUACUACCUGUCCUGUUGGUACAGGCGCUCUGAAUUUGGCAUCCGAGCAGCCAUCUUCUUCUCGGCAGCGGCUCUUGCCGGUUCAUUUGGUGGCUUGCUAGCCGCGGCCAUCGUCCAGAUGGAUGGUGUGGGAGGGAAGCCAGGCUGGGCAUGGAUCUUUAUCCUGGAGGGUCUUGCGACGAUCAUCAUUGCCGGGUUGUCAUAUUUCAUGGCAAGUCUGAUAGCGUCAGUCCACGAUUUCCCGGAUGAGGCCAAGUUUCUUAGUGAAGAUGACCGGCGUCGCGUGAUCCGGCGUCUGAAACUUGACAAGCAAUCUAGCGCCGAGCACGAAGCAUUCAAAAUGCAAUAUUUCUGGGCAGCUGUCAAGGACUGGAAAACUUGGACCAGCGCCCUCAUUUAUCAAGGCUGUGAUGGCGCGCUUUAUGCUUUCAGUUUGUUCUUGCCUACAAUUAUUCAGCAAAUGGGCUAUAAAAGCAUUCAUGCACAGCUACUCAGUGUGCCACCUUAUGCGGUGGCGGCGGCGACAACGAUAUUUGUCGGGUUUAUUGCGGACAGGAGCAGAAUGAGAGGCUACUGCAAUAUGGUGAUGGCCUUUUUCGGCAUAAUCGGCUUCGCCAUGCUUCUGGGCUCAGGAGAACCGCAUGUCCAAUACGCAGGUACGUUUUUGGGCGCUAUGGGAAUAUAUCCGUGCAUUCCGAACACAAUCACCUGGACGGCGAACAACGUUGAAGGUGUCUACAAGCGAGGUAUUGCCCUAGGAUUCGUGAUUGGAUGGGGUAACCUGAAUGGAAUCAUGUCCAGCAACGUUUAUCGUGCGCAAGACAAGCCUCGAUUCCGACCCGGCCACGCCGUGGUCCUCGGCUACGAAGCUCUCUUCCUUCUGGGUGGCAGUAUCCUGCAGCAUGUCCUAUUGAGGAGAGAGAAUGCCAAGCAUUGA
This is a messenger RNA of Fonsecaea erecta, 1023 nucleotides long. RefSeq lists its product as hypothetical. Lineage: Eukaryota; Fungi; Ascomycota; Eurotiomycetes; Chaetothyriales; Herpotrichiellaceae. The record is from RefSeq and is a predicted model, not a curated record. Gene Ontology annotation, biological process: transmembrane transport. Bases 1 to 1023 code for a protein of 340 amino acids. The transcript has 6 exons. Gene Ontology annotation, molecular function: transmembrane transporter activity. Gene Ontology annotation, cellular component: membrane.